GGGGGCAGUGGUGCGACACAGUGUGAGGUGAAGCGCCUGGAGCUGGGACAGAGGAAGAAGAGCUGCACCCCCAAACAAGGAGGACGAAGCGCCGCAGCUCCUUCUCCACAGUCCCAAUGUCUCUCGGAGCGGCUCUGCGCGUGACCCGCGGCCUUUCAGGUCUUCUCCCCCGGCUGCCCCCCCGCUGGGGUCAUGGCCGAGCGUGCACGCCUCCUCUCCUCUUGGCUCAGCAGAGGAGCAACUCCACCUCUACGAAGAUCAAGGUGGAGUUCGACCCGAGCUCAGGCGUAGCGGUGAUGCGCUUGCAGAGUCCUCCGGUCAACAGUCUCAGCCUGGACUUCCUCACAGAGUUCUGCAUCAGCCUGGAGAAGCUGGAGAUGGAUAAGAGCUGCCGAGGCCUCAUCAUCACCUCCAACCAGCCUAAGGUCUUCUCCGCCGGGCUGGACAUCCUCGAGAUGUACGGGAAGAGUCCGGAGCGCUGCGGCGAGUUCUGGAAGGCCGUGCAGGAGAUGUGGCUGAAGCUGUACAGCUCCGACAUGAUCACCAUAGCAGCCAUCAAUGGCUCCAGUCCUGCAGGGGGGUGUCUGAUGGCUCUGACCUGCGACUACAGGAUCAUGGCGGAUCAGCCCCGCUACACCAUCGGUCUGAACGAGACGCUGCUCGGCAUCGUUGCACCGUUUUGGUUCAAAGAUACCAUGGCCAACACGGUGGGCCACAGGACCACGGAGAUGGCGCUGCAGCUCGGGCUGCUCUACAGCCCCUCAGAGGCCCUGAAGGUGGGGCUGGUGGACCAGCUGGUUCCUGAAGACCAGAUCCUCAGCACCGCCACACAGACCAUGACCAGGUGGCUGGCCAUCCCAGACCACGCCCGGCAGAUCACCAAGUCCAUGAUGAGGAAGCCCACCAUCGACAGACUCGCGUCCAACAGAGAAGCUGACAUCCAGAACUUUGUCAACUUCAUCACCAAGGAUUCCAUCCAGAAGUCUCUGCGCACUUAUCUGGAGAUUCUCAAAAAGAAGAAGGCUUAGAGUGAACUCUGACCUCGGCGUUUCUGCUCAUCCAGAGGUCUUUGAAUGCAGCACUUAAGAUUCAUCAAGCAGGAUUAACCGAGCAGUCCAGUCUGUUUUCUGCUGCAGUUUAGUCCAAAUGUCUUCAUGAAAGUGAAAAAGCUAAGUGCCUGUUUUUACUGGACUUUGAAUAAUCUGUUGUAACUCUGAUUGUUUUCUGUCUUUUUACUCAAUAAAGACUCGGAUCCAAACAGUGA
Messenger RNA from Oryzias melastigma (Indian medaka), 1264 nucleotides. RefSeq names its product enoyl-CoA delta isomerase 1 (gene eci1). Gene Ontology annotation, molecular function: enoyl-CoA hydratase activity. The record is from RefSeq and is a predicted model, not a curated record. The transcript has 7 exons. Lineage: Eukaryota; Metazoa; Chordata; Actinopteri; Beloniformes; Adrianichthyidae. Bases 117 to 1028 code for a protein of 303 amino acids. Gene Ontology annotation, biological process: fatty acid beta-oxidation. Gene Ontology annotation, cellular component: mitochondrion.